UUGUGAGAAUCGCUGUUCGGAGUGAUGGCUGAUAAGCGUUAUUUCAUUGCGAUGCAUCCAGUAACGAUUUACAUCUUCGACAACCAGCAUGAACGAUCGUAGAUGCAUAAUCUGGAUUACUGCUUUCAUCUGGCUUGGGUUAUCUCGAAGUACUUCGGGAUGGCUAUACCCUUGCAGACGUUCAGCUUUAGGAGCCUUUGUCCUCUUCAAGGAGUGUACCUUGGAGGAUGUUUACAUCACCAAAGAAACGCCGCUGUAUCGAGUAUUCUUCCCUCCGGUGGAUCUCAACAUAAUAUCCGGUUAUAUUCCCGAGUUGAAUCGAGCCGUGAUGGGCCGAGUCCACAAUAAAACCAUUCGACUUACGGUGGGACGCCUCGGGGUGCAGAAGCUUUUCCUGAAGGAAACACUGGAGACGCUCAUCUUGGAGGAUAACCUGAUUAAGGGUCUGGAAUAUGACUCUGCGGAUAAACUAAGCUUGUGGAAUCUGAAGCUCGAUUACAACCGAUUGACGGAUGUUUCUUUUGUGAGAGACUUAAAAAGUUUGGUGAUACUGUCGCUCAGGCAUAAUCGGAUUGAAUCGUUACAUUUGGAUACGUUUAAAGGUUUGCACCGAUUGAAAACGCUAGAUUUGGGAUACAAUCGGUUGAAACAGAUAAGUGGAAAUGAUGAUUACGUUAUUGAGAGUGUCAACAGGUUUAUUCUAGCCGGAAAUGCCAUGCUUGAACUGGAUUUGAGCCAAGUGACAAUGGCAAACGUAAAAUUUCUCAACGUUUCGUCGAAUAAGUUGAUGUCGAUUAACAUGUAUAAGCUAGAAAAGACAUUCCCGAAUCUAGAAACGAUAGACUUGGGUAACAAUCCAUGGAAUUGUGAUCGCAUAGAACAGAUGAAAUUUAAACUUCACUUUAAAAAUGUCACUCAUCAAGGUUUAACGAAAGCAGCUGAUUCAUGUAGCGAGAAUCAUCUGGAUAGUGUUACGUUGACAAAUCCAGAGGAAGUGAACCGAAUAGAAUCCAGCCUACAUAAUCUUCAGGAUUUUAUUUUUCAACAAGAGAACCGGAGACUGGUGAAUGUUCGGUUGGAAAUUUCUCACCUUCGAAUGGAAUACCUGCAAAUGGAACUUAAUGAAACGAAGAGCUCGCUAGAAACACUUAUAUUCAAAACCAGAACAUUGUUCCAGCUCUACGAACUACGAAAGACGGGAAACGGCAAUUUUAAAAUCAUCGAAGUUUGAAUGAAUUCAAUAAAUUUGUUUAAAUUUGAACAUAAAACUUG
Molecule: messenger RNA, 1272 nt
Organism: Uranotaenia lowii
Lineage: Eukaryota; Metazoa; Arthropoda; Insecta; Diptera; Culicidae
Product: leucine-rich repeat-containing G-protein coupled receptor 4-like
Exons: 2
Coding region: 89-1231 (380 amino acids)
Cellular component (GO): plasma membrane
Molecular function (GO): protein binding
Source: RefSeq, a predicted model, not a curated record